AUGGAAGACCUUACUCAAGAAGAGAAAAAGGUUCAGGAGGUCGAAGAGAUCGCUCCUGAAGAGACCUUCGACGCCGAAAAUACGGAAAACGCGCCCGAAGACCAAGAUGACCAGAACGAAAGCGUAAAAUCUGAUGAGGCUACACCUGAGCCGUCAGAAUCGAAAUCCCCUUCCUUUCAACGGGCCAUUCCAGCGAUUGACUACGCUCAUAAACCCAAGCAUUUGCGCGAGAGAUCUUUUCGCGGUGACGAUGGAGAUCGUCUCCAUGGAUCCUUCGCAACCCCGGGAGGGUUUGCUGAGUUUGCCGCUUCGUACUACCAGCAUCAACGGCAUCAUCCUCAUUUUAUGCAUGCAGGUGCACCCAUGUUUUACGCGCACGGUCCCGGCGGGGAGCAUAUGCAGGGCUUUCACUACGAACCGAUGCCCCGAAUGGCGCAAGCGCCUAUGAUGCUAAUGCCUCUUGGGAACGGCCAAUGGGCGCCUGUGUUGAUGACCUCUGGUCACCUGCCUCACUGGAGCUAUCCGUCUCAGUACUACCCUGCGUAUCAUCCUCACCAGCCUCCAGUAGCGCUUCACCCAGUCGUCAGCUCCAACGGGAACAACAACUCCACCGGCUCGGUUCCCAACAACUCGACUGACCGCGACCAAGCAGGAUCCUCGAUGCAUGACAACUCAUCUGACCCGCAGCUCAACCUCAGCGAAGAGAAUUUCCCCUCCCUCCCAAAGUCAAACAAGGUGCAAGAGUUCAAUCCAAACGGAACUGUUAAUCCGCUGCCUAUCCCCUGUAAAACGAGCACACGCAUAGAAGAAAAGAGUUCCAUUGUAAUGAAGAAUAAAGAUGCGGCGAUCCGAGUCAAUACAGAUAAGCACACUGGAUUAGUAACAGUUGAAAAUCCCCCCGAAUGGGUUAACGAAGAACCCUCCAAACUCGAAAAUAACGAGAAUAGCAACGAGUACACGACCGAGGAUGAACUCGAAAUUCGCGAUGUCUCCCAGCGACUCUCCUCAAUCAGAUUUCGCGAACACCAGGAACUUCCCCUACGCGAAGUUCACGAGCUGCCACAACUUCGACCUGCAUAUCCCGGCCAUAAGCCCACAGCUGCGCAAUCCCGCCGCUUGCAGGAACUAAAGGCUCAACCGCGGUCAGUUGAUUAUUCGGAGCAAUCUUCUCUUCAAGAUAACCUGGCAGUACCUGUCAAUACUCCUUGCACGCCAUGUGAUUCUGAAUAUUCAAAAGUAAAUAUGCCGAAUCUCGAUAAGUCAGUUGCUCCAGACGAUCUCGUCAAGGCCACUGAACGGGUCCGACGUGACCGGGAGGAUCUUGAUGUUACUGCAACUAUUCGCCACCACAGGCGAUUCUUCAGAGGCUCAGAGCGCGAACUAGAGUGCUAUAAAGAAGGACAGCAAAGCGAAGAACGCGAAGUUCAGCAAGUCCAGAUUGAAGAGCAGACCGAAGCACCCCAAGAAGAGCCCUCUGGAUUUCGGGUGUGCGUCUGCCAGUAUCCACCAGGAUCUGAGAGCAACGGGCAAGAAAUGGGACGCUUCAUUCACAAGCCUGACUACGAUCAAUCUGGCCAUUCAAAAGACUGGGGCGAUCGCCAAGGCGUCCCACCAGUCGCUGCUGGAGGAUACGUUGGCCGUCCUUAUCGAGGAAGAGGUCGCGGACGUGGAUAUCGUGGCAGAGGACGCGGUCAUCGUGGAGGACGUGGCGGCUUCCGGGGCAAUUUCCGAGGACGUUUCUUCAGAGGCGACUCGAACGGCUUCCGACCUCGAUUCCGGGAGAGCUCCUUUCCUUCUGAGGAGCUCGGCCCUCCACUCCCUCGCCGCCGAAGAAACCCACGAUUCGAUUAG
This is a messenger RNA of Oikopleura dioica, 1851 nucleotides long. NCBI's taxonomy places the organism in Eukaryota, Metazoa, Chordata, Appendicularia, Copelata, Oikopleuridae. The record is from the annotation of a GenBank genome assembly.